AUGUCUAAUCAUCCCGAUUCGACGUCUCGAGAGCCAUUGGCGAGGCUCACCGGCCAACCGCCGUUUAAAACUGGCAAAGUUCCAUUGGGUUUUGGUAAUCGGAAGAAGUGUCAAAUGGAAAGGCAACCAAAUACCUGGACAAAUGACUCACGCACCAGCCAACCAAACCAAACAUCUCCAAAACGAGCCCCUACCAAGCUUCUCGUUUCACGCACCAAGGAGACUCAAACGAAACAAGAAGGAGCCACGUCAGAUAGUUCCUGCGGAGUCCAAGCUUCAUCAGUCGCACCUUCGUCCAUACCAGACUCCGUCGGAGAGGCAACAACGUCACCAGCAUUCUCGAAUGCAGCAGUGCCGAAUGAUUCCAUGGACAAUUCAAGGGAUGACAAGGCACCAAACAAAACGCCCGAGAUUGCCGAGCAAGGUUAUAUUGGAGUUCCGCAGGACAAAAUUUUUAUGAUGGCAAAGACUUCGGGGUUGUUUGCUGGAAGCACCUCUCGACCUGAGAUAUUCAAUAAUCUCUGUGAAUCUCAAGGUCGCCCUGCACAGCUGUCGGAUUUCGUUAUGGAGUCAGAUUCAAAAGUGGCGAAUAGAAACACCAACAGUGCAGCUAAUGGCCGAAUCCAAACUCCACGAGGCAGGCCCAUGCAGAAAACCCCUGUUGAGUCCCCAAGAAACUUGCAACAACCAGAUCAACGGCCGAGACACCAGACGCCAGAUCUCCAAACGCCAGACCGGGAUAGUGUCGAUUUUCAGACGCCCGACCGGGACAGUGUCGAUUUUCAGACGCCCGACCGGGACAGUGUCGAUCGGCAGACACCUGUUCGUAAAACUGAAACAGUGGAAAAAAAACAUUUCAUGUCAGCCUUUGCUGUAUUCAAUCAGAAAUUUGGGACAGCACGAGAAACUGGAGCAAACAACUCUUCCCCCCCAAGAUCUCGUUCACCGUCGGAAGGUCGAGAUUCACGGUCCAGUAGUGUACAGUAUAUUCCACCUUCUUCUGCUCCAGCAGCACCGACAGCAAGUACCCAGUUGCCCAACAAGGAGAGCACUGCUGGAGCACCUACUGGCUCAAAACAUCCAUCAGCCCAACCAUCAACGUCGGAAAUCAGAGCAACUCGGGAAGAUAGUGUGCAGUUGAUCCCACCUCCAUCUGCUUCUCCAGCACGAGGAGUACCCAGAGCACCAGACUCCUCUUCAGCUCAAAGAUCACCGUCACCAUCAGGAGUGAGAGCUAUACGGGCUAGAAGCGUGCGGUGCACACCGGCUCGUGUUGUUGCUCCAUCGCCAUCAGCCAGUCGACCAGUUGCCACACCACCAAACAUCUUGUCUGCCCAAGGAUCAUCUUCCCCAUUGGAAGUUAGAGCUGGAAGAACAAGAAGUAGACAGGCCCUUCCAAUCCCAUCAGUUACUUCUGCUUCUCUGUCGCCGUCGAAUCACUCGAUUGUCGCCCAGUCAGAGUUUUCUUUGAGGCCACGUGACACAGUUGCGAACCCAUCUUCUAGUCCAAACGAAAAUGUCAGAAUUUCACCUCCUGCAACAAGAAAGAGGACAUUGACGACCCCUCUGGAUCAAAACUCUUCUCAAGGCUCUUCAUUAUCGGCACCUCCAAAAAAACGUUUGGUACCUGCUUGGGCACGACAGCGUGUCGAGGAAAAAGAAGUGGUUCAGUAUAGACCACCGCAGCGUCACGAAGUUGGUCUUCUCACUAAAAAACAAGUUCUGAGGAUAGCGAGAUCCAUAAAAGAUGCCUCCAAGGGUGAAAACAACUCUCUUUGGCUAGAUAAUGUGAAGAAAAACCUCAAUCGAGUUAUCCAGGAGGGUAGACUGCUUGCCCGAAAGCAGGACUACAUCGUACAAGCGAUAAGUCAGAUCCUGUGUGAGAAGAACCUCACUGUUGUGGCACUGGCCGACAAGGAAUGCCAAGUCGGAAACGGAAAGAAGACAUAUCACGCAGUGCAGCUGGAGAGCGUUUCCAACGGAGAGAUGAAAGGCAAAUGCCUCUGUCCUUAUCGGAGACAGAUCACAAUGGAUAUCGACCAGGUCGUGUGUGAUCCAACACUUCUGGAAUCAAUUCGCCCGACACUCCACCUCGAAAAUCUACAAAACAGUUUCUAUGAAGUGAGUCACUGGCAACAAGCCAAAGCCAACUUCACUCAAGGACUAUGGCGUCUCAUGGAAAUUGGGCAACACUUCGAACUCCAACUUGAAGAGUGCCCAGAGUUCGUGGCGGUGGUUCGAGUGGUGGCCAACCAUUAUGGUCUAUUGGUCGUGGCCGUUGGGAACAGAGAUCUCCGCACGGUUCACGUGACCAAUCCAUACUGUCACGAAAUGGGAUGGGCUCUCGCACAGAGGGACCUGCCAAUGGGGCAACAUGUGCAAUACGUCCCAGGAUUGGACAAAAUGCUUGAAAAUGAUGCGGAGGUGGUCCCCAGCGUUGUCUUCCGCGACAAUGCCAUUCAUACUCAUCGGGUCUCGGAGAAUGAUGUAGUUGCUUACUUGGACAGUGAGCAAAAUGCAUUCUACUAUGCGCACAUCAUCACCCGAGUCCCCGAAGAUGACCACUUCUUCCAUUUGCAAGUUGGAAAAAGGGAGGUGGUGAAUCCCAGACCGGUUCAUGUCUUCGAUGUAGAGGAAUUUCACAAGGAGGCCAUAGAUGGAAUGCUCCUUGCCUCCUUCCACAUAUACCACCGGCGCAUCUUCCCGAUCGAUUUGGUGCUUGAAUUCGGCGCGGAAAUUCGUUUGCCGGAAGAUGGAGAUCGAGAGAGAGCCGAAAGGGUUUUGGGAACCCCGUGCUCAAGUGACGCCGCUGCCUAUAUUCAAUUAUAUACUCGCGGAGAAGGACAUUGUUUGGGUCAAAACGUCGGUGCAAACCACGACCACAUACUGACCGCUCGUGCUUUGGGACCAAGGAAAAUGGCUGACAUCAAAGCCAAGAUGUCCACACUCCGUUUCGUGGAGAUCCUGCGGGAAAAGUCUGAUGGCACCAUGAAGCUGAAAGGAGCUCAAGUCGUAAAAGCAUCACGCAACAUGUUGUGCCUAAAAGUGGCCCAUGAAGAAAAGCUCGUCUAUACCCACAUUGCAGACCCAAACAUCUUCCGAUAUGGAACAUGUGAUGAAAUGGGAAUCCUCAUUGAAUGGGAACGUGCCAUCAUCAUGAGGGAUAUUAAGGAGGAGGUGGAGGACGACUACCCAAACUGA
Messenger RNA from Caenorhabditis remanei, 3201 nucleotides. RefSeq lists its product as uncharacterized. The coding region runs from base 1 to 3201 and encodes 1066 amino acids. NCBI's taxonomy places the organism in Eukaryota, Metazoa, Nematoda, Chromadorea, Rhabditida, Rhabditidae. The transcript is spliced from 13 exons. The record is from RefSeq and is a predicted model, not a curated record.